AUGACUUUCCUAGAGACGGAAGGAUCACAACAUACAGUCGUAGACCCCGGCAGCUUCACACAGCUGCUGCAUCCGGACUGGGUAUCGAUGGAUGUAGACAAGUUGGGCAAGUCUUUGUACAAUUACGAAGAACAGCCAUUGAAUGAGGCCAUCAAAGGUUUGAAGUUGAAGGCGUUGAAGGAAGCUCUUAACAACAGGCAAGACGAUGUUUUGAUCGAGUACCUGAGAUCAUCGGAAGGCUUGGUAAAUAACGAGCUUAGACGAAGAGUAUGGCCCAUGUUGAUGAACAGUACACUGAGAAACGAAGACAGUUUAGCCGCCGAUGGGUGCAAGUCACUGAAGCUUAACGACGACGCUGCGACUUCACAUCUACUAGACUCGUUUGAUCUCCCGGUUCACAAGGAUGAGGACCAAGUUAUGCUCGACAUCCAACGGUCUUUUACCAUGAUUACUCAUUUGCAAUCUUUCCCGAAUCAAAAUCAGACAGAUUCUUUCGCCAACAUAUACUCGAAGUCAGAUAUCAAUGAAUUAAAAAAGUCAUUGUUGUGUCUAAUUGUCAAGAUUUUGAGGAAAUACCCUUCUUUAAACUAUUACCAGGGAUACCAUGAUGUUGCAAGCAUCAUUUUGAUAGUCUGUUUAAAGCAAGAUGGAAAGUGCAACUCAAUAGACGAGGAGUUGGCAUUUAAAAUUUUGGAAAAGUUGACUAUUUUCCAUUUAAGAGAUUUCAUGGUGACAGAUAUUAACCUAUCAGUUAAUCAUUUGAAAUUGAUCCCUUCUAUCUUAGAGUCUGCGGAUCCACAAUUUUUUGAGUUGCUUAAACAAACUAGUAAUUCUUACAUUUUAUCCAAUGGCUUGGAUUAUGAUUAUAAAUUUUUUCAAGGGCUAUCAUCAAUUCUUACGAUUUUCAGCCAUGAUAUGGCGAGCAUAAAUCAUAUAUUGUUGAUUUGGGAUUUCUUUUUAAGCUACGACUCUGUAUUAGUUGACAUUUAUGUUUACGUUGCAUCAUUGUUGUAUUUUAGAGAUGACAUUUUUUCAAAGCUCAAUAUAUCAUCUGACGAUGACUUGUAUUUUGAGACCAUAGACCAAGAUGUAUUACACAGCUUGGUCGCUCCAUCUGGACUAUUUCACAACUUGAGUGAUCUGGAUUUAAUUAAAAUUUUGAAUAAGGCGAAGUCACUAAUUAAUGAAUAUCCUGUAAAUAAUAUUGAAAAUUCGGAAACCACUUUUAAUAUUUGGUUCAAAGAGUUCAAUAAGAGUUCUGUGUUGUUGAAUACGUCAAAUCUAUAUUCAGAUAGAGAGGUAAGAAAUGAAAUUUAUAAAGACUUGAUUAUUAGCGAUUCUGAAUUCGAUUCAAAUAGUCUAACAAAUUUGUUACGGGCACAGGAGGAAGAGAUUUCCGAAUACACCGCAUAUAGUCUUGCUCUUCAGAACAAGAUUUUAGCUCAGCAGGAUGAAAUGUCGAACUCUUUAAUGACUGAAGGAGGCUCCUCUCAUUUAAACCUGUUAUCGUCAUCUUUAACUAGCUUGGCAUCUAGUACGUCCUCAAUCAAUACAAAAAUUGCCCACACAUCUUCCAUAUUGUUUAAGAAGCUUUUUGAUGUUUCGAGGUCUGGUACCGAUGAUGAUAAAGACAAGAAAGUUAGUAAUCGCAACAAAGCGACACAACUAUCUAAACGUUUUUAUAAAUUAAGUUUCACAAUUGGGUUUGUUGGAUUUCUUAUUCAUUUCCUUUUAGCAAAGUAUGAUCACAAUUUAUUUAGUUUUGUUGGAAGGUCAUUUCAAGAAACGGGUUACUUCUUCAUGAAUAAAGAUUCUUUCGAUACUAUUACCAAAGAAGUGACACAAGUUACCAACGAGAUUAUCGAUGGUGCCUUUGAUAUAGUUAAAGGUGCUAUCGGUACUAUAAAGGGCUCUGGAGGAUUUGGUGUGGGUCAAGUUGGGUUAGGAAACAUGAGAGAUGUGAUAUAUGCGCCUAUGUAA
Messenger RNA from Priceomyces carsonii, 1980 nucleotides. It is a transcript of the gene GYP8, whose product is annotated as Gyp8p. Gene Ontology annotation, cellular component: endoplasmic reticulum membrane. Lineage: Eukaryota; Fungi; Ascomycota; Pichiomycetes; Serinales; Debaryomycetaceae. Gene Ontology annotation, molecular function: GTPase activator activity. The record is from RefSeq and is a predicted model, not a curated record. The transcript has a single exon. The coding region runs from base 1 to 1980 and encodes 659 amino acids. Gene Ontology annotation, biological process: endoplasmic reticulum to Golgi vesicle-mediated transport; positive regulation of GTPase activity.